AUGGAUCGAGAGGCCGCAGAGGCCGCCGGAAGCUAUUGUAGGGGCUGCGCCGGUCGCAAGCCUGUGAUCUUGCUUUGGAUGUCACCCUGGGUUGCCUGGGCUGGCCGACAGCUGAACAGAGAUGAUGCCAGACGGGCAGCUUCCGACAUCCGAAUCAUCGCUUCGCGUCUAGCCAUCCUGGUUGCAGAUAGAGUGCGAAAUGAUUGGGAAGAUGGUGUGUAUAAUGGGAUCAGGAUUCAGGGCGUGCCGAAGUUCAACAGCCUGAUGACGGUGCCAAGCUGGCUCUCAGCCCCCUUCACUCCCUCGCUAUCAAAGCCUCACGCACAAGUAUACUUGAUAUGA
Pseudocercospora fijiensis CIRAD86 is the source of this 342-nucleotide messenger RNA. RefSeq lists its product as uncharacterized. The transcript has 4 exons. Bases 1 to 342 code for a protein of 113 amino acids. The record is from RefSeq and is a predicted model, not a curated record. Lineage: Eukaryota; Fungi; Ascomycota; Dothideomycetes; Mycosphaerellales; Mycosphaerellaceae.